UAAUUUUGGGCAAAUCGGUCCAGCCAUCUCUGAGAAAAAUGAGUGACAUUAUUUGACACAUACGCACAUACAUACACACACACACAUACACACACAUACAUACACACAUACAGACUUUUUCCGAUCUCGACGAACUGAGUCGAAUGGGAGAUGACACUCGGCCCUCCGGGCCGGGAUUAGGUUGGCGUUUUUCAGAGUGAUUGCAUAACCUUUCUAUAUGAGAAAGGCAAAAAGUUAAUAAGAUUAGUGAACCAAUGUAUAUUGAUUUUCCAGAAUCAAGUUUCGCCUAUGAAAAAGAUAAUUCAAUUUCAAAAAGAGAACCACGAUAUAAAAAAAUCCAAAUAAGAGAGAACCACAGAACUUUUAUCAUAGAUACAAAUGGAAGAAAAAUACAUAAAUCAAAUUUAAGAAAAUUGUUCAAAACUGAUUAACUUUUUAUUACAUUUCAGAUUGUUCGUCUCAAUAGCACAAGCUGCUAUCAAAAUUCAUGAUUUAAAUAGAAAUCCAAUAGCCAUUGUACCACUAGGACAAGCAACAAUCAAUUUAGGAUAUAUAAGGAUUAUAAAUCCAAUUGAAAUCCAACGUUUUAAAUCAAUAAUAGAUACCUUUUCCAUAUUUUUGAACAACAAAACAAUCAAUAGCCCAUUAUAUAAAUUAUUGCAAACUAAACAUUAUUUCCUGUAUCAAACCUAUUUAAAAAUUUGUCCUGAAGAAAAACGUUUUAAACGAUGGAACAGUAUCGGUACUGCUUUAAAAUGGAUAGCAGCCAUCAAUUCCAGAAUACAACAUACAAUGCAGCUUGUAAAUCAUCUUUUGGAAUUGGAUAACAAAUCUCAACAACAGCAUGUCAUCGAAAUAAACCUUCUUACUGCCAUAUUAAACAUCGAUACCGUCCAACGUUAUAUUGAGAUGAUUGAAGAUGCUAUCUUAUUAGCUAAACAUGGAAUACCAAGCAGCAGAAUUUUAAAUACUAAGGAUUUUGAAAAGAUCAGAAAAUAUUUGGAAGAGCAUAAAAUUACUGUAAAAUCGUUCGAGCAAUUAUUAUCAAAAUCAAAUGCUCAGGUUUCAAUGAACUCAACUCAUGUUAUAUAUAUGAUUAAAGUCCCCCAACUAUCUGAGCAGACCUACGAUUACGAAUAUAUUGAUUCAGUUGUCCAAAAUCAAAAACAAGUGCUGGUUAGAUCCAAUUAUAUUCUUACCAAUGGAACGCAUAUCUACGAAUCAACCGAAAAAUGCGCAAAUGAACUCGACAAUUAUAUUUGCGAAUCUAAUAAUUUAAAAUCCCCGAAUGAAUGUAUUUCUAAUUUGGUACGGAUCAAGCAUGCCAACUGUUCUUACGAGAAAAAUUAUUCAAAAGGAAUCAUCAAAAGAAUUAAUGAUGACUGGAUACCGUUAAAUAAUGUGAAUGUGACACUUAAAUCUAAUUGCAGCAAUGUCACUCAACAACUGAAUGGAUCAUAUCUAAUCCAGUUCGAAAAAUGUGAACUAGAAUCAGAUAACAGUCGCUAUACCAAUUUGGUAAUGGAAGUUAGUAGUAAAUCAUACAGACCAACUACUGGAUUAACUGUCUUCGAAACAAAUUUAGUGGAUAUACCACCACCAGAAUUUUUGGGAAACUUGACAUUGAAGCAUAGAAAGAUACUACAACAUGUCUAUUUACAAAAUGAUUCCUUCAAAUGGAAACUUAACAUAAUAGGAUCAUUUAGUAUUGGAAUAUUCGUUAUUUCUAUGGCAAUUAUUACUGUGUACAUACUAUCAUGUAGAUAUAAUAAAACAACCGUAGAUGUCAAUGUAUCACCAUCCGCCCCAAUUGAGAUACCUACUCCAAAAGUUUCAUCGAAUUUCUCCACUUCAGAGACUCUUCCAAAUUCACCAUUUCCAGAUUUGUCUAUCGAAAGAUUCAAGGAACUCAAUCAGUACAUCAAUAUGCCGGUAUCAGAAAGAAGCAUUAAAAACUUUGAUGGCAAAGUUAUUUAAGAAGGGAGGAGUUAGCUGGUUCACACGCAUCGUUCCCAGACGACAACAUGUGAUAAUUAACUGGAAGCAGGGCUAGACGACAACAUGCGCGCUCUAAGGAAAACAGUAACAACAACAGGUGUUCUGAGAAGCGCAGCUGGUUGCAUCGCCUGGCUGAAGUUAUAUAUAGGCCGUUAGGGAACAUUAUUGUGCAGUUCCAGU
Molecule: messenger RNA, 2178 nt
Organism: Topomyia yanbarensis
Lineage: Eukaryota; Metazoa; Arthropoda; Insecta; Diptera; Culicidae
Exons: 2
Coding region: 793-1977 (394 amino acids)
Source: RefSeq, a predicted model, not a curated record